Molecule: messenger RNA, 1765 nt
Organism: Vitrella brassicaformis
Lineage: Eukaryota; Vitrellaceae
Source: the annotation of a GenBank genome assembly
AUGGGGAAGAAGAAGAACAAGAGCAAGGUGAGAAAUGCACGUGAUGCCAUUGGUUAUCAUACGUCACAUUCUGACCAUCCACACGCCUCUGUUCAUACGUCCCUGUGGUCUCUGUGUGCCUACAGAAGCAGUCACAGGCCGUCCUGGCAGCACCCCCCGCCCACCAGCCCUCCCAAGCCCCACCAUCCCCCGGCGAUAACUCGCCAACAGCGAACGCCGAUGGGGCUCAGCCUGCCGCACCUGAUGGCCCCAACCUCCCAGCGAGAGACCACCCAGCCCCCGACGACGAGCCAGGCCUCGACAACGACCCGGCGUCAGCAGACGACAGCAGCACCCCGGCCCAGCAGACGCCCCAGGACACCGACACACCAGCCAAGGAGGACGGAGAGGGGCAGUCAGCCGGGCAGGACGACGAGCGGCUGAAGAAGUACCUGAAGGAGCACGAGUACAGCUUCAGCAUCAUCAUCAAGGCGAUCAAGAAGUGUCGGAAAAACCUCGAAGCCAUCGCUCGGCUGGAGGCGCGGCAGCCCCACACGUUGCUGCGGGAGGAGGCCGAGAAGGUCAAGGGCAAGUUGCAGAAGGAACAGGAGAUGGCGAUGCUGGUCAAGUUGAGGGACGAGUGCCUGAAGGCUGCGAGGGAGGGCAUGGAGAGGGAGGGGGCGAAGGGCAAGGGUCAUGCCACGACCCAAACGGAUACCGUCGCUGUCGAGGUGAGCAGGGAAGGGAGGCAGGCCACGGAAGAACCUCUGUGUCUAUCACCUUCAUCGGUUUCUGUGUGUCUGAAGAGUACUGAGGUGCAGACGGAGGAGACGCUAUCGCCUCCCAAUGGCGUUGACGAGUCGCCUGCUGACAACGCUGCUGAGGAGCCGCCUGCUGACGAGCAGCCGCCAACUCACCAGGUGGAUAAACGACAUACGCUACACACGACAGUUCUGACAGCUCUCAAAGUGCCGCUUCUGUCAUCUCGCUUGCCCCUUCUGCAGCAGCCGUGUCCGGCGCGCGACACACCGCCCGAUGAGGCCGCCACUAUGGAGACCAAGCAGUGGUUGGGCCAGAACGUCGAGCUGCACGACGAGGCCUUCAAGCCUGUUGCGUACUUCGGCACGCAGCCGGAGGGCGGCGAUCGGCCGGGCUGCUACAGCCCGCCCCCCAACUAUCACCUGGAUGCGGACGCCGUUGGUGCCCCGCACUUCGGCCAAGUGGCUGGUCAGCAGCAGCCGCCAGUGGAGCCACAGCCACAGCCACAGCCACAGCCACAGCCACAGCAGGAUGGCCAGGGAGUACAGCAGCAGCAGCACCAGCAACUGCACCAGCAAGAGGCUGAUGUGGUGGUGGGUCCCCUCUCUUACCCUGCAGCAGCAAUCGGCCAGUCCGGCGUGCAGGAGGCGUCCCCCAUUGGUAUUGCUGCUCAGCCCCAGCUGCAACCAACGCCCUCGUUCGCGCCGCCGUCCAUGCCCAACUCGGCCCAUUUCCUCGCUCCCCUGCCACCCAUCGCCGUGGCCGUGGAGACGCCGCAGUUCCCCCUGUCUGAGGCGCAGCAGGGCGCUGCUGAUGGAGGGGAUGUGGAGGGGCAGGGGGAGGGUGCGGGUAUGUUGGCGCCUCCGGCUGUGGAGCAGGCUGUCGGUGGCCCGGUGAUGCCCUUCAUGCCGCAGCAGAUGAUGGCCCCGGUGCCCCCAGCGCCCGUUUUGCCGCACCCCUUCAAUCUCAUGAUGGCCCUCGCGGCGAUGGGCAACGGCAUGCAGCCCAGCGUCAUGUUGCCCAUGAU